AGUACAUACACAUUCGAUUGGAAGGCCAAAAGAGUAAUUUAACAACUUUAAGUGUUCUUCGUUUACUCGCAGACUGUGCUUACGGACAUGAAAUCAGAUUUAAAUGCAGUUCAACACUCAACAGUCCACACCUCUUCUCGCUCAAAUCAUUCUGAAAUUUUUUCACUUUCUUCUCCAAUCACAAUUUUCUCUCUCUGCAUAUAGAUACAGAUAUCUAUAGAUUGUUGGAGACAUCUUUUCAAGUUUGAAGUUUGACUUCUUCAGGGUCUGUAAAUGAUAAAAUCAAUGGAUUUCUCAAAAGCGGUAGGAAGCAGAGCAACUGGAAUGUUAUCUGGAUCGGAUACUUAUCACGCUUCAAAUGAUGCCACUUUUUUCUCAAGUUCAUUACCAGUUGUACCUCAUGACAAGUGUGUGAAAGGAAAUGGUUUGCUUGAAGACAUGGAAGAUCAUGGAAUUGGAAGCUUGUUACCUGAUGAAGACGAGCUUUUAUCUGGCAUGAUGGAUGGUCUUGAUCUAAACCUAAAUCCAUUUCCUAACCAUGAGUCGGAUGAGAUUGAUCUUUUCGGAAGCGGAGGAGGAAUGGAAUUGGAAAUGGAUCCGGAAUCGGAAUCAGAUAAUCUGAAUUUCAACAUGUCAAAGGUAAGUCUGGGUGAUGGGAUUGUUAGUAGCAAUGGCAUGAGUCAAUACAUGAAUGGAGUUGGAAGUGGAACAGUUGCUGGAGAACAUCCAUAUGGAGAGCAUCCUUCAAGAACUUUAUUUGUGCGUAAUAUCAACAGCAACGUUGAGGAUUUAGAGCUACAAAUGUUGUUUGAGCAAUAUGGUGAUAUUAGAACACUGUACACUGCAUGUAAACACAGGGGGUUUGUGAUGAUAUCUUAUUAUGAUAUCCGUGCUGCAAGGACUGCUAUGCGUGCGUUACAGAAUAAGCCUCUAAGAAGAAGGAAACUGGACAUUCAUUACUCGAUUCCAAAGGAUAACCCAUCGGAUAAAGAUGUAAACCAAGGAACAUUGGUUGUUUUUAAUUUGGACCCAUCUGUUUCAUGUGAAGAUCUUCUUCAAAUCUUUGGGGCAUAUGGUGAGGUGAAAGAGAUACGUGAGACACCCCAUAAAAGGCACCAUAAAUUCAUAGAAUAUUAUGAUGUUAGAGCAGCAGAAGCUGCACUCAGAUCUCUAAACAGGAGUGACAUAGCCGGGAAACGCAUAAAGCUUGAACCUAGUCGCCCAGGUGGCGCCCGCCGAAACUUAAUGUUGCAACUAAAUCAAGAAUUUGAGCAAGAUGACGCGCGAAGUUUCAGGGUCCAGGUAGGCACCUCGAUUGCCAGCUCACCGCCAGGUGUGUGGCCACAAUUUGGCAGUCCAAUAGAACGACAGAGUCACAUUCACAGUCAUAGUCAUAGUCCUGUACAAAAUGUUAGCAACAGUUUACCUGGAUUGGCUUCAAUCUUGCAUCCACAAGUACAACCAACAAGAAUAGCAUUGCCACCAAUUGUCUCGUUCGCUGCAAGGGACGAUGUCGUCAUUUGGUGCUUCGAGUUCAACCGCUUCAGGGAUCGAAACGUUGUCUGCCUCCCAGGGCAAAAUGGUCAUUUCCACCAUAACCAUCAUGGCAUUCAUGUCGGAUCGGCUCCAUCCGGGAUGAUUCCAUUUGGUGGUGGCCGUUAUCAUCAUGAUUUCAUGAGUCCUUCGACUUAUGGUGGCCAAAUGGAUCGCGGUUUCUUGAAUUCUCAUGGAUCUGUGAAUAUUAUGGAAAACAGUUCAUCGCCUAGUUUGAGCAACAUGUCAAUGUCAUCUCCUCCUCUAUUCCUUGGAAAUGGGCUGAAUUACUCUGGAAUAGGAGCCAUGAAUAAUCAUAAUAAUAAUGUAGAAAGCAUGGCCAUGGCCAUGAACGUGAACGUGAAUGGAGGAGGGCGGAAUCGAAAUGGAAACCAGAUGCAGAUGCAGAUGGACAACAAGAAACAGUUUCAACUUGAUCUUGACAAGAUCAAGAGUGGAGAAGAUACCCGGACGACUUUAAUGAUAAAAAAUAUCCCGAAUAAGUACACUUCAAAGAUGUUGCUAGCUUCCAUUGAUGAAAUUCAUAGUGGUACUUACGAUUUUCUCUACCUGCCAAUCGAUUUCAAGAACAAAUGUAAUGUUGGGUAUGCAUUUAUCAACAUGCUUUCACCGAUGCAUAUAAUCCCGUUCUACCAGGCGUUUGAUGGGAAAAAGUGGGAGAAGUUCAAUAGUGAAAAAGUAGCAUCAUUGGCAUAUGCUCGAAUCCAAGGGAAGGCAGCACUUGUCACCCAUUUUCAGAAUUCCAGUUUGAUGAAUGAAGAUAAGCGAUGCAGGCCUAUUCUUUUCCAUUCUGAGGACGUUGAUGUUGAUCAGGAUCCACUGGACCCGACACCAUUUUGAAGUAACUAGUGCAAAAAAGGAUGCUGAAUCGUACAUAUAUGUUUAUUAUAUAUACAACAAGUAGGAAAUCCCACCAAAAGCAAAACCAAAAAACUAGGUGUGGGUUGUGUGGGUUGCUAUUUUGUGAAGAAAAGAAUUAAAGAAAAUGAAUGUUUUGGUAGUAGAUAUUAUAAAGAGGUGAAUAGCCUUGAAAAUGUAUAGGUGGAGAUUUUACCCAUAUAACAAGGGUAUAAUCUCCUGUUUUUCACCUCUUCACUUCAUUUUGGGUUUCUUUUGUUAACAAAUUUGAAGUCAUAUUUUGGGGGGCAAUUGUAUAGUGGGGAAAAGGAAAACUUUAUAACUUUGUAUCUCGUGUGUUUGAUGUUAAUGACAGAAAAUCAGUGUGUUGUUUGUGAUGAUUGAUACUCCUUCC
Messenger RNA from Lactuca saligna, 2806 nucleotides. The record is from the annotation of a GenBank genome assembly. NCBI's taxonomy places the organism in Eukaryota, Viridiplantae, Streptophyta, Magnoliopsida, Asterales, Asteraceae.